Molecule: messenger RNA, 2347 nt
Organism: Echinops telfairi (small Madagascar hedgehog)
Lineage: Eukaryota; Metazoa; Chordata; Mammalia; Afrosoricida; Tenrecidae
Gene: TRAF2
Product: TNF receptor associated factor 2
Exons: 11
Coding region: 479-2008 (509 amino acids)
Biological process (GO): protein K63-linked ubiquitination; protein autoubiquitination; tumor necrosis factor-mediated signaling pathway
Cellular component (GO): cytoplasmic side of plasma membrane; plasma membrane signaling receptor complex
Molecular function (GO): ubiquitin-protein transferase activity; ubiquitin protein ligase binding; zinc ion binding
Source: RefSeq, a predicted model, not a curated record
CCCUCGGUUUGCCUGACUGUGGCACCGCGCCUCCUUCCUACUGCUCCGGGGGCCUCAGUACACACCCCUGCCCACGCCGCACCCCCAGCCCAAAUGAGUCCCGUCCCCAGUUGUUCGCCUGAACCUUGGCCAGGCAAUGCCCUGUUUUCCACUCCGCUUGCCUGGCUGGGACUGGGGGUGCUGGGGGGCCUAUGUCUGUCCAGUGGCAGAGGCUGUGCCCCAGAGCACGUCUGUGGGUGCUUCGCUGUGGGUCACUGAGCGACAGGAGCGGGCCCUCUGACGCCUGGGCUUGCUGUGUAUCUAGGGCCAGUGCCCAGCUAGCCAGCUGACCCCGGCCUUAGGGGAGAGGUUCUUGCUGGCCGUCCUGACCCUGCUGGUAAGGCGAUGAUGUUUUCUGCUGGGCAGUGGCAUUUAGGAACACUCUGCUGCUGCUGGGUUCAGGCCUCGCCUCACCGUCUCCGCGUCCCUGCGUGGGCCCAUGGCAGCGGCCAGCGUGACGCCCCCGGGCUCCCUGGAGCUGCCGCAGCCUGGCUUCUCGCGCACGCUGCUGGGGACGCAGCUGGAGGACAAGUACCUGUGCUCCGCCUGUGGGAACUUGCUGCGCCGGCCCGUGCAGGCCCAGUGUGGCCACCGCUACUGCUCCUGCUGCCUGGCCAGCAUCCUCAGCUCCGGGCCGCAGAACUGCGCUGCCUGCGUGCAGGAGGGCAUAUACGAGGAGGGCGUGUCCCUGCUGGACAGCGGCUCUGCUUUCCCGGACAAUGCCGCCCGCAGGGAGGUGGAGGGCCUGCCGGCCGUCUGCCCCCACGCCGGGUGCUCCUGGACAGGCACCAUCAAGGAGUAUGAGAGCACCCACGAGGGACACUGCCCAUUCAUGCCGACCGAAUGCCCGGCCUGCAAGGCCGUCGUGCGCCUGAGCCAGCGGGCGCACCACGAGGAACUGGAGUGCCCCCAGCGCAGCCUCCACUGCCCCUUCUGCCAGGCCCCCUGCUGCCGCGCCGACCUGGAGGUGCACUGUGAGGUCUGCCCCAAAGUCCCGCUGACCUGCGACAGCUGCAGCAACAGGAAGAUCCCUCGGGAAAAGGUGAGUAACCGCCAGCGGGCCAGGCCGGCAGGACCCCCCCUUUCCCAGACCUGUACGCAGGCCCACACCCUCUGCUGUGCCCCAAUGGAGAGCGAGUGGCAGCCGGAGCACGAGGCCCAGCGGCUGCGGGAGCACCUGGGCCUGCUGCUGGACCGAGUCCUGGAGGCCAAGCGCCUGCCUGGGAAUGGGUCCUGGGCGCCAGAGCCCCCGGAGCCAGCCGGGCUCCCAGAGAGGUGGGAUGCCCUGGAGAGGAAGACAGCCACCUUCGAGAACAUCGUUUGUGUCCUGAACCGGGAGGUGGAGCGCGUGGCCAUGACGGCCGAGGCCUGCAGCCGGCAGCACCAGCUGGACCAGGAGAAGAUCGAGGCCCUCAGCAGCAAGGUGCAGCAGCUGGAGCGCAGCAUCGGCCUGAAGGACCUGGCCCUGGCCGAUCUGGAGCAGAAGGUCAGGGAGGUGGAGGCAGCCACCUACGACGGCAUCUUCAUCUGGAAGAUCACUGACUUCGCCCGGAAGCGCCAGGAGGCAGUGGCCGGCCGCGCCCCUGCCAUCUUCUCCCCAGCCUUCUACACGAGCAGGUACGGCUACAAGAUGUGCCUACGAAUCUACCUGAAUGGAGACGGCACUGGGCGCGGCACCCACCUGUCCCUCUUCUUCGUGGUGAUGCGAGGCCCCAACGACGCCCUGCUGCGCUGGCCCUUCAACCAGAAGGUGACACUCAUGCUGCUGGACCAGAACAAUCGGGAGCACGUGAUCGAUGCUUUCCGGCCCGACGUGACCUCCACCUCCUUCCAGCGGCCGGUCAGCGACAUGAACAUCGCCAGCGGCUGCCCCCUCUUCUGCCCCGUGUCCAGGAUGGAGGCCAAGAACUCGUACGUGCGCAACGACGCCAUUUUCAUCAAAGCCAUCGUGGACCUGACGGGUCUCUAGUCACUCCCACCUGGGCUCUGCGCCAGGCAUGGCCACCAGGUCAGGAGGCUCACUGUGGACGCCAGCCUGGGGAGCAGGGUGUGGCAGUGGUCGGCAUGGUGGCUUGCCAUUGCUCCUGCAGCGUGGGCACUGGAGCCCAGCAGAGCACCUGCAGGACCCUCCAGGGUUACUCGGGCGUGGAAGCAGGGAAGGGGGACUACGGGCCCUUAUCUCUCCAGCACUGGGGUGCUGGGCCCAAGGUGCAGGUGGUGUGGGUGUGUGCUCCAGCCCCGCUCCCUCAGGACCAGUUAGCAGCACCAUCAGCUGAUCAAGGACUCACCAUUAAAUCUUUCAAACCUG